AUGGAUGCUAUUUCUGAUCCAACGUUUAAGCAUGCUAGGUCAAGAAAGCAGGUCACUGAAGAAUCACCAUCGUUGCUUACCGUUAUUAUAGAGAUUGCACCGAAGUUAUGGACAACUUUUGAUGAAGAAGGAAAUGAGAAAGGAAGUAUAAUAAAGGUGUUAGAGGCAUUGAUUGUAUUUCUUAAUGCACACUUAGCAUUCAAUAGUGCCAACAAAGUAGCAGUCAUUGCUGCAUACUCUCAGGGGAUCAAGUAUUUAUACCCAGAAAGCACAUCUACUAUAAAGGCCUCUAAAUCAGAAAAUAAAAACCGUAGUGAUCUUAAGAUUAUUAACUCAGAUAUGUAUAGACGAUUUAGGAAUGUUGAUGAAACGCUGGUGGAAGAAAUAUAUAAAUUGUUUGAACUAGAAAAAAAACAGAUCAAACAGAAUAGUCAAAGGAGUACGCUAGCGGGUGCCAUGUCAGCUGGGCUGACUUAUGUGAACAGAAUAUCAAAAGAGUCUGUAACUACUUCAUUAAAAUCAAGACUACUUGUUCUUACAUGCGGGAGUGGUAGUAGUAAAGAUGAAAUUUUCCAAUACAUCCCUAUAAUGAAUUGUAUCUUUUCUGCAACAAAAAUGAAAUGUCCCAUUGAUGUCGUGAAAAUUGGUGGUUCCAAGGAAAGCACGUUUUUACAACAAACAACGGAUGCAACAAACGGCGUUUAUUUACAUGUGGAUUCUACGCAGGGGCUAAUUCAAUAUUUAGCAACCGCAAUGUUUAUUGAUCCGUCGUUAAGACCUAUAAUCGUUAAGCCAAACCAUGGAUCUGUGGAUUUUAGGACAUCGUGCUAUUUGACAGGGAGGGUUGUUGCCAUUGGAUUUAUUUGUUCAGUCUGUCUAUGUGUUUUAUCAAUAAUACCGCCUGGAAAUAAGUGUCCUGCAUGUGAUUCUCAAUUUGAUGAGCACGUAAUUGCCAAGUUGAAGAGGAAACCAGUUGUUCCAAGGUUGAAGGCCAAAAAGAAGGUGACGAAGCCAUGA
This is a messenger RNA of Saccharomyces paradoxus, 1017 nucleotides long. It is a transcript of the gene TFB4, whose product is annotated as TFIIH/NER complex subunit TFB4. Gene Ontology annotation, cellular component: transcription factor TFIIH core complex; transcription factor TFIIH holo complex. Lineage: Eukaryota; Fungi; Ascomycota; Saccharomycetes; Saccharomycetales; Saccharomycetaceae. The record is from RefSeq and is a predicted model, not a curated record. Bases 1 to 1017 code for a protein of 338 amino acids. Gene Ontology annotation, biological process: regulation of DNA-templated transcription; nucleotide-excision repair. The transcript has a single exon.